This is a messenger RNA of Adineta steineri, 2379 nucleotides long. The record is from the annotation of a GenBank genome assembly. Lineage: Eukaryota; Metazoa; Rotifera; Eurotatoria; Adinetida; Adinetidae.
AUGACUAUUCGUCAACAAUAUGCUAAUGAAGAAUUGGUACAUAAGCUUCGAUCAAUGCUUCAUGAUUUACCAACACUUCGUACACGUGCGAUUAAAAAAUUAGAACAUUGGAGAGAAGCAGCCAUAAAACGUCUUUUAGCUCGACAACGUGAAUUAGAAAAAACUUUAUUAGAUAAAUUCGAAAGACUUGAAUUUGAUACCCAAUUAUUUGUUGAAAAAACCGAACGUAAACGUGCUCAACAACAACGACGUUGGCAAAGUGAACCAUUAGAUUAUCUUAAUAAAAAUGAAAUUGAUCGUAUAUCAACAAGUUUAAGAUCAAUUCGAGAAGAAUUAGAACAAUCAAAAUUAAUUUUAGCUGGUAGUCUUAUUAAUGAGAAUAUUGCUGAAUUAUCAUCUGAUGAUCAUAGACAAGAUAAAUUAGCAGAAACAUCACGUUAUACAGACAAUUUAUCAACAAAAACAGCUGUACAUAAAACUUAUGAAUCAUCAUCAACAUCAUCAAUAGGUAAUGACCUUAAUUCGGAAUUAAGACGUGUCUUAGAAAUUUGUACAAGUCCACAAUAUUCAUCAUCAUCGUUAUCAGCAGAUGAGCAAACACAUUUACAAUCCCUUGAUCAUGCUGAAUAUGCUUAUGAUGCUAAAGCUAAACAAACAACAGCUACAGCAAGUAAAACCUAUCAACAAAAACGUGCUAAUCAUACAAAUGAUAAAAAUCGUCGACAUGCACGUAUAAUAACAGAUGUACCAUCUGAACAACAACAACAACAACAACAACAGCAACAAGAGAAUACAUCACCCAAUAAUAAUCAUAAACUAUUUGCAUUUGAGUCAUUCGAUGAUUCUAUAAGGCGUUAUCAAAGAUUAAGAGAAAUAAGAAGAAAUUUACGAAAUAAAUAUGAUGAUCAUAGUUCACAACAAACAAAAAUUGAUGAAACUUCUCAAACAAUUGAUAUACCAGUUGAACGAGUUACUUCCUCUCCGCAACCAUCAGAUCCACAUAUAUUUCGACAAAAUGAUCAAAUAAGAAAUAGUGCGAAGAUACGUGAUAGAAAAUAUCGGUCAAAAACACUUGAAGGUAAUCAUUUACGAGCUGUUGAUAAUCAAAUUUAUGGAUGUUCAUCAACAUCAUCAACAUUAAAAACAAAACAUGAUACACAGAAUCGAUCUGAUUUACGUAAACGUCAUACUAAUCAUUUAUCAUUUCGUCGUUCAACUGAUGAUGUUCGAGAUAGACAAACACAUGUAAGAAGAAAUUUAGAUUCGACAUAUAGCAGUUUGAAUGGUACAUGGCUUGAAAUUGGACAGGAACAUUGGACGAAUUUAUUAGAAAAUGGUUGGAGACCAACAACAGAUACACCUGGUGUUAAUCUUGUUUCAUUUAAUGAUUCAGAUAAUUAUGGAUCAAAUAAACAAGAUAAUGAUGAAAUGCCUGUUAUUGAUCUUUUCGAACAAAUAUCACGAAAUGAAUAUAUGGCAUUAUUUAAUCAAAUUGAAUUUUCUUAUUCACGUACAAUUGAUUUAGGAAUUGAAUUUUGGCGUUUUCUUGAAAUCAAUGGAACUCAACAUUUAUGUCUUUAUCAUCAACUUAAUAAACAAUUUAUAUUAUUUAAACCAGAUAUAUCACUCUUAUCUUUUCCUUGGUCAUAUGAUGGCAUUAUUGAUAUAUCAUGGUCAAAAUCAACAAGUACAUGGGUUGUGGCUACACAAACACAAAUUAUUAUAAGCAAUCGUUCAUUUAAUAAAGUUUUUCAAACAGUUGAUAUCAAAGGUGAUUGGCCUAAACGUAUUACAUCAUGUCGAUCAUCUAUAUUUCAUACAUACAAACUUCCGACUUCUUCCAAUACAACUUCAUAUUCUCGUUUAUCCACGAAAGAUCGUCCACAAUUUUUACUUGAACGUUAUGAUUAUAAAUUAAAAUCUAUAUGUAAACAUAUUCUUGAAUCAUCAACAAUAUGGGAUAUUGAAGCAGAUGAUCUUACGGAACAUUUAGCUGUUCUAUGUGAUUUUGCUUUACUUAUAUUUGAUUAUCAAUUGAAUUUAUUAAGACAAAUAGAAGUAACUGGUUUUAAAGUAAGUACAGAUCAUUUUGGUGGAUGGUUAAUUGCUGAUUAUAAUAAUUCAUGUAUAUGGCAAAUAAGACGAAAUGAAUAUUUAAAAGCAAAUAAAAUUUUAAGUGUUGAGCGACCAUGGUCUGUUAUACUUGAUCGAUCAUCAUGGACAUUAGUAUUACUAAGUGAAACACAAAAUCGUGCUAAACGUUUAUUAUUUUUUUCUAUGAAAAAUGUUCCUGAUUCGAUUCAAUUAAAUGAUUUAUCAUCAGCACAAUCUCAACUUUCAUUGUCAUCAUCAUCUUCGAUGUCGGAAUCUUUUUUAUAA